UUGACUCCACAGGAACAGGCAAACCUGACUGGAACAGAAUGAAAUACUCAGGAAUCUUACAGGUAGCACGAAUUUACUAUCCAAUACUUGCAGCUGUUGGCAUUAUUGUUAACUUAGUGGGAAUUGUCAUCCUGAAUCGAGGCAAUUGUGGACUCUCGAAAUGCAUCACUUGCUACUUGUUGGCAAUGUCUACAGCAGAUCUACUUCUCGUCAUCCUUAAUGUCAUACUGAACAGAAUUAACAAUCUUUAUUUCCCAGUUACUUUCUUAUCCAUCACUCCUGUGUGUGCCUCAAGAGUUGUUCUGUGCCUUGCAGCCCUGGACUGUUCAGUUUGGUUCACAGUUGCUUUUACAUUUGAUCGGUUUGUAGCGAUUUGCUGCCAGAAGCUGAGAGCAAAAUAUUGCAACAAGAGAACUGCAUUUGCAGUCAUAGUAACUGUGAGUGUGGUCUGCUGUUUACGGUCAAUUACUUGGUAUUUUGUAUUAAUUCCUGCAUUUGUAAUUGACAAUGUACCAUGGUUUUGCAUCAUCACAUCAGACUAUUACACGUCAUUAUUUUGGAAAGUGAAUGAAUGGGUUGACAUUAUAAUUAUACCAUUGCUUCCAAUCACAUUGAUUUUGGUGUUCAAUGCACUGACUAUCAGGCAUAUUAUAACAGCCAACCGUAUCCGCUGUCGCCUCCAGCUCCAUGGAAACGGGAAGAAUAAUACUGAUCCAGAGGUUGUAAACCGAAGAAAAUCCAUCAUCUUGCUUUUUGCAUUGUCUGCUAAUUUUGUACUAUUCUGGAUGACACAUGUUAUUCGGUCUUUAAUCUGGCAAGAAGUAAACUAUAAUUAUGAAGACAAGACUUUAAAUGAUCCAACAUUUGUCUUUCAAGAAAUUGGAUUCAUGUUACGGCUUCUGAAUUCAUGCACCAACACCUGUAUAUACGCUCUAACGCAGACUAAAUUCAGGGAGGAGUUAAUCAAUGGAGUAAAGUAUCCGUUUACUCAAAUUGUUAAACUAUGCAAAUAAGCAUACAUAUCUGACCUUAAUGUAAAGAUGCAUUUCCAGUUAUGCUUCAGAAAGGAUUUGUGGAAUUUUCCU
This is a messenger RNA of Stegostoma tigrinum, 1085 nucleotides long. Its product is annotated as probable G-protein coupled receptor 139. The record is from RefSeq and is a predicted model, not a curated record. The coding region runs from base 39 to 1013 and encodes 324 amino acids. The transcript is spliced from 2 exons. Gene Ontology annotation, molecular function: G protein-coupled receptor activity. Gene Ontology annotation, cellular component: membrane. Gene Ontology annotation, biological process: G protein-coupled receptor signaling pathway. NCBI's taxonomy places the organism in Eukaryota, Metazoa, Chordata, Chondrichthyes, Orectolobiformes, Stegostomatidae.